This is a messenger RNA of Trichosurus vulpecula (common brushtail), 3946 nucleotides long. RefSeq names its product cell adhesion molecule 2 (gene CADM2). The transcript has 10 exons. The coding region runs from base 1 to 1278 and encodes 425 amino acids. NCBI's taxonomy places the organism in Eukaryota, Metazoa, Chordata, Mammalia, Diprotodontia, Phalangeridae. The record is from RefSeq and is a predicted model, not a curated record.
AUGGGGAGACUUUCUAAAAACUUAAGUGCUAGAAGCCAAGGGCAGUUUCCACUGACGCAGAAUGUUACAGUUGUUGAAGGUGGAACAGCAAAUUUGACCUGUAGGGUUGAUCAAAAUGAUAACACCUCCCUCCAGUGGUCAAAUCCAGCUCAGCAGACUCUGUACUUCGAUGACAAGAAAGCUCUAAGGGACAAUAGGAUUGAGCUGGUUCGAGCUACAUGGCAUGAAUUGAGUAUCAGUGUCAGUGAUGUGUCUCUCUCAGAUGAAGGACAAUACACCUGUUCUUUAUUUACUAUGCCUGUCAAAACUUCCAAGGCUUUUCUCACCGUACUAGGUGUUCCUGAGAAGCCUCAAAUUAGUGGGUUUUCAUCACCGGUUAUGGAAGGAGACUUGAUGCAACUAACUUGCAAAACAUCUGGAAGUAAACCUGCAGCUGAUAUCAGAUGGUUUAAAAAUGAUAAAGAGAUUAAAGAUGUCAAAUACUUGAAAGAAGAAGAUGCAAAUCGCAAGACAUUCACUGUCAGCAGUACACUUGAUUUCCGAGUGGAUCGAAAUGAUGAUGGCGUGAAAGUAAUUUGCAGAGUGGACCAUGAAUCUCUAAACUCCACACCUCAGGUAGCAAUGCAGGUCCUAGAAAUACACUAUACACCAUCAGUUAAAAUUAUACCAUCUACUCCGUUUCCACAAGAAGGACAGCCAUUAGUUUUGACUUGUGAAUCCAAAGGAAAACCCUUGCCAGAACCAGUUCUGUGGACAAAGGAUGGCGGAGAAUUACCAGAUCCAGACCGAAUGGUUGUGAGUGGUAGGGAGCUAAAUAUUAUUUUCCUAAACAAAACGGAUAAUGGUACAUAUCGAUGUGAAGCAACAAACACUAUUGGCCAAAGCAGUGCAGAAUAUGUCCUGAUUGUGCAUGAUGUUCCCAACACUUUGCUUUCUACCACUAUCAUCCCCUCCCUUACCACUGCAACAGUCACAACUUCUGUUCCCAUAUCAGCCACUACAACCACAUCUGCAACAACCAGCAGCAGAAGAGAUCCCAAUGCUCUGGCUGGACAGACUGGCCCUGACCAUGCUCUUAUAGGAGGAAUUGUGGCUGUUGUCGUGUUUGUCACACUGUGUUCUAUAUUUCUGCUUGGUCGAUACCUGGCAAGACAUAAAGGAACAUAUUUAACAAAUGAAGCUAAAGGAGCUGAAGAUGCACCGGAUGCUGACACAGCUAUUAUCAAUGCAGAAGGCAGCCAAGUCAACGCAGAAGAGAAAAAAGAAUAUUUCAUUUAGAUGCAGACCUAGAUUCUGAGUUUUACUUAUCAGGCUGACUGCUGGAGAAAACUGGCUAUCAUCUUUCAGAAUUCAUUUCUACCAUCUUCUGCUCCCUUUAUUAACCUCCAUACUCUACUGCUACCAGUAGCCAGUUUAUACCAACAAUCAGCUUUCUUUAACAUCAUUCUUUAAUUACCCUCUCAUCCAUAAUGCAGGACAUUUCUUAUCGCCUAAAAUUCAUGUUAUUGUUCUCUUAACAUACAGUGCUUGAAUAUACAGCCUUAACAACUUUAAUCAUCAUCUUGAACCAUGGUAUUGAAUUGUUUUCUACAUUUAAAAUUGUAAUUGUAUGCAAGCUUUUCUUCUCCAGUUUUCUUCCUUUUAAUCAUAAUCCUUAUUAGUAUGCCAUUGGACAGUUUUCAUAACCCACACUAUUAGGUGAACACCUAGUGUGCUCAAGUUCAAUCUGAGAUUAGAGGUUUACAAAGAAUGUUUUAUACAUGUCUAUACUUCAAAGACAAGUUUUUGAAACAUAUGUCCUAGAAAACACAAACUGAAAACACUGUAGUAUAGUUUCUAGAAUGCUUGGACUCAGCGAUAGAGGUGUAUCAAUUUGCUAUUUCUCCAAUAGUAUUUGAUACUGGAGCCAUGUGUUUGGGUUGUAAUCAUACCAUGCUGUAUAUCUAUAUACAUUCUGCAUUAGGUUACUGUAGUUUCAUUUACAAAUAAAUUUUUUCCAACACUUUUACUGUUUUAAGGAUCACAAAGAUUAGAUAUGUUUCUGUAUUUUUUUCAUAAUUUAUUUGCUUCAUAAGGACUCACCUGCCUACACAGAUUGGACGUAUUCAUAGGGCACAAUUUCAAGGCAUUUUAGAAUCUGUAUAUAGUGCAUAUAAUAAAUCCAAUUAAACAUUAUUUGAUACAUAUUUAACUUUUUGGGCUGUAGGUAAGUCAGUCAUAAGUAAGCAUUUUCUAAUGUCCAUUAUAUCCCUUUAGAUAUUACUUAAACCAAUAUUAUAAGUAGGUAACAUGUAUUAGUAUUUUUUGUCUGUAUGUCCUAGCACUGUUCAACAGCAAAUUUUUUCUAGUUCUUGUUAAUUUUUUUAUUUGUUAUACAAUGGAAGCACAAUGUUAUAAGGAAAGGUAAUUUUAAGCUAAUAACCAGUGCACAGCCUCAGGUUUUAAAUUACAACCACAUUUGAUUAAUAUCCUAAGGAAUAAACUCUUAGUUUCCAAAAAUAAUCUCAAUUUUUAAAAAAAAAAAAUUGGCAGUUCCAGAGCUGCUUACCUAUCUUGAUUUGCCAAAAACAAAAGAAAAAAUUAAGAUAUAUGUUUUGUGUAAAAAUGGACUAAUUAUUUAUAUUAAAUUCCUGUCUAUGCAUUUUGUGAGGUACAAACUUCUGUCACAGCAAGUAAAAGAGAAUUUCUGCCAUGUUUUUAGCUUCACAGAGAAAGUCUCUCUCUCUCUCUCUGGAUUAGUUAUGAAAUUUUGAUGUAAUUAACCAUUAAAGAAAUCUCAUUAUUCUUAAAUAUGUCAAUGACAAAAAAAAAAAUUAGCCUAACACUUUUACUCAAAGAGCUAAUGGUCUCUCUGUUAUCUGUUAUGCUACUAGAUCAGGUCUCAGUAUUUAUUUCAUGCUAAAGAAUGAAAACCAUGACCGAUUAAUGUUACUCUCCCUUUUUCCAAGUGUUGCACCUUUAAGGGGAAAAUGGCAUAUGGUAAUUAUACUUGUAAAGUUGAAAAUCAUGAUGGGCUAUGGUUAAAAAUAUCUCUUGGGAUUUAUUUUUGGGAUAGGGGAAUGUUUGAGUACAACAUCAUGUAUUAAUGUCAAAUGAAAGGCAAGGGUGCUGUAUCUUAGAUUAUUUGUCAAAAAAGUAUAAAUCUUUUAAGGAAAAUGUUAGAAUUCUAAAACUUUUUGUUGAAACAUUUAUCUUGUUGAUUUCUUUUCAAAAAAGAGAAAGGACAAUGUCAGUCAAGCAGCACUUUUUCAAAAUAUACAGAACAUAAAUAAUAUGAUGUGGUUGAGUGUUAACAUAAUAAAUCAUAUACAGUAUGACAUUUUAAAGAAAUAAGUCUGCAUUGAUGUGAUUGCAUGCUUGUUUUUACAAUUCACUCCAUACCAUCUGUGGAAAAAUGCAAUAAUAUGUUAAUAUAGUAUGGUAGUUUGAGAGAACCAGGUAGGUGCUACUAGACACAUUGAAACUAGUAUAGGUUUACAAAAUGUUCAUGUCUUUCAAAGCAAAGUCUUUAAAAAGACAAACAAAACAAAAUUCAUCCUAUUUAGUACAGAACAGAAAAUUCUAUUACAAACUGCAUCAUCAAAUACUAUUUUAAACUUAAUUUCAGGAUGCAUUUACAAAAUUGAUACUUUUCAUUGAUACUAUGUUUACAUCCCUCUUCAUUCAUCUAAAUCUGACUUGGCUCAAACUGCUGAAUUGUUGCUUAAAUAAUUCAAUUAUUAUUUAUAGCAGUGUAAAGAAAAAAUGCAAAAUUUGGAACAUUUUGAGAUUUUGGACUCUUUCAACCCUUACCCACAGAGUUAAAUAAUAUCAGUGUUGGAAUUUUGGAGGGGGAUGAGGGAAGAAAAAAUUAACUGGACUAUUAUAUUUGGGGGGGCACUAGUUAUAGUUUCAGCAAUGUUACUGCUAGAUUUUAACUGAAAAAUAGUUUUACUUUUUUUUGGCA